Messenger RNA from Toxotes jaculatrix (banded archerfish), 927 nucleotides. RefSeq names its product olfactory receptor 11A1-like. Gene Ontology annotation, molecular function: G protein-coupled receptor activity; olfactory receptor activity. The record is from RefSeq and is a predicted model, not a curated record. Lineage: Eukaryota; Metazoa; Chordata; Actinopteri; Toxotidae. Bases 1 to 927 code for a protein of 308 amino acids. Gene Ontology annotation, biological process: G protein-coupled receptor signaling pathway. The transcript has a single exon. Gene Ontology annotation, cellular component: membrane.
AUGAAAAACUCCACACAGGUUUCAUAUUUUACACUCGCUGCCUACUUUGACACCGGUGCUUUUGAAUUCUUAUAUUUCAUGAUUGUUAUGUUGUUAUAUUUUUUUAUCCUUUGUGCCAAUGUGCUGCUGAUUGUGGUCAUCUGUAUGAACAGAAGCUUACAUGAGCCUAUGUACCUGUUUCUGUGCAGCCUGUUUGUAAAUGAAGUGUAUGGUAGCACAGGGCUGUUUCCAUUGCUCCUGGCUCAGAUUCUCUCUGACAUUCACACUGUUUCUGCUUAUCUUUGCUAUCUGCAGAUUUAUUUCGUGCAUUGUUAUGGGACUGUAGAGUAUAUAAACUUAGCCGUCAUGUCCUAUGACAGAUACCUUGCUAUUUGUUAUCCUCUACAAUAUAACACACGUAUGACAACUAACAAGACUGCCACACUGAUUGCUGUGGCAUGGCUCUAUGGUGUUCUUACAUGUGGUAUCAUGAUUUCUUUGAGUUCCUCUUUACAGCUGUGUGGAAACAUCAUUUACAAAGUUUACUGUGAUAAUUACUCUGUUGUGAAGCUGGCCUGUUCUGACAUCUCAGCGAUUAAUGUUUAUGGACUCAUUAUUUCUUUUGGCACAAUCAUUAGUCCUUUAAUUUUAAUCCUUUACACUUACAUGAGGAUCCUUAAAGUGUGUUUCUCAGGCUCCAAACAGACCAGACAGAAAGCUGUCAGUACCUGCACACCUCACCUCGCUUCCCUGCUCAACUUUACUCUCGGGGCUAGCUUUGAACUAUUACAGAGCAGAUUUGAUAUGAACAGUGUGCCCAACAUGCUGCGGAUAUUUUUAUCCCUGUACUGGCUCACGUGUCAGCCGCUCCUAAACCCUUUACUGUACGGUGUGAACAUCUCCAAAAUCCGUAUCAUAUGCAAAAGUCUGCUCUUUGCUAAAAUGUAG